GCUUUUCUUAUCCUUCUUUUGCAGAUGUGGUACAUCAAGGUGGGAUGGACAAUCUUAAUUGUCACAUUUCUCUCCAUGACCUGGGCUUAUAUGGUUGGGGCCGCCGAGGUUGUCCAGAACACGCACAUAACGAAGUACCCAAUCAAUGAGCGCCUGACCCACUACCGACCUCAUCUGAACGACCCCAGACGACCUGACCGUUAUGACAUCCCCGAUGAUUAUCCUCCGUGUCAGUUCAAUGCACAGUGUACGUGUUCGAACACCGGCCCGGACCUCGGCUUGGUAUUCUGCGACAACGUGGAGCUGGGCCGGAUUCCCCAGGAGCUGAACAACACCAAGAUCCACACCCUCACCCUGCGGUCGAACAACCUUCUCUACCUCGACGAGUACACCUUCCACAACACCGGAAUGUGGCGACUCGAAAUCCGCCACAACCAGUUCCAGGAAGUUCCAGAGAAGGCCUUUUCUGGAGUCGAGCGAUCUCUCUGGGAACUUGACCUACAGUUCAACGAACUGACCCGCCUGCCCCGCGAUGCCCUCCGAAGACUGCGCAAGCUGACCCUGCUGGAUCUGACAGGAAAUCACAUCUCCGACAUCACCAAGGACGACUUUGAGGGCUACGACAAGUCUCUCCAGACGCUGGUGCUGGCUGAGAACUCUCUCACAAUGCUGCCCGAGGGCAUCUUCAGGUCCCUGGAGAGCCUCAGGACUCUCAAUCUGCGAGGGAACAACAUUCAUGACAUCGAUACGAGAGCUUUCCAGGGUUCAUCCAACCACCUGGCCCACAUCAAUCUUGGCAACAACCUCCUCUCUGAAAUCCCCUUCGAGGCCAUGUCAGAGGUGAAGGGCCUUCAGACGUUGAACCUUGCGAGAAACCGCAUCUCACUCACUCUUGAGGUCCUCUACACAGGCACUCUCUCCAUGGACACACUCGUCCUCGACUUCAACCAGAUUGAGAACCUCCCACCAUAUGCCUUCCAGAACUUUGGAAACAUCAACAGAACUUCCCUGAGAGGUAACCCCCUUACACACAUCAGUGACGAUGCCUUCAAAGAUGCUAAGAUCAAGGAGUUGUACCUCCAUGACACAGAUCUUUACAGUAUAUCUGACAACGCCUUCCGUGGCUUAGAAUCAUCCCUGCAGACUCUUGAUCUAAGCUACAACAAUUUGUCGUACAUCCCCGAAAAGGCUUUCGACAAACUCGACGCUCUGCGGUCCCUUUCCCUCAGCAACAACAAGAUGUCGAUUGACCCAGGCAAAUCAUUCAAUGGCUUCCGGUAUACCCUUCACUAUCUCAAUCUCCUUGGUGACAACAUGGGCUCAAUCCCUAUGGAGAAACUCAAGGAAAUGAGGAAUGUCAGAACCCUGGGUCUAAGCACACUGCCAGAUACCUCAUUGUCCAAGGAAGAUUUUGCUGGGUUUGGUCCAGCUGUUGAGAAACUCUAUUUGAUGAAAAAUGGAAUAUCUGGUAUCUCUAGUAACGCCUUUGAACACGUCCCAGGGGUGAAGAUUCUUGACCUCUCAAAUAACAGAAUUAGCUCCAUCGAUAACGAAGCUUUCCUUCACAUAGGGGGUGGACUGGAAGAACUUCGACUCAGUUCUGGCCUUUCCAUGUCUCAGUUGCCUCCUCAGCCCAUGCAGUACCUGACCAACAUGAAAGAACUAGAUUUGAGCAACAACGACCUCACGACUGUCUCAGGUGAAUGUUUCCGGUACAUGAGGUCCCUCAGAAACCUUAACCUCCAAGACAAUAAAAUCAGUUCUUUGAGUCGUAACCACUUCCAGGGCCAGUACCAUCCAUACUUAGAAUCCAUACAGCUUUCCUUCAAUUCAAUCAGCAAGAUUGAGCCCCAGACUUUCCACGAUUAUAAAAACCUCAAAUAUCUGUACCUAGAUGAUAAUCAGAUCACAAAAAUACAGAGAUCUGGUUUUUCAAAUCUCGACACCCUGGAACACCUGGAUCUAGAGGGCAAUAACAUCAGGGACUUGGAAUACGAGGCCUUCCAGAACAUGCCCAAAUUGAGGUAUCUGGACCUGUCUUUCAAUGAAAUGACUAACCUCAAUCUCGAUGCCUUUGACCAAGUGGGCACACUUUCCACACUGACCAUCGACGCUAGCCAUAACCGCAUGCCAUACCUGAAACUGAACGGGUCGAUGUGGAACUCAUACUCCAGCAUCAAGAUGAUCGACUUCAGCCACAACAACAUCACUUGGAUAUCACGUGAUUACUUUGAAUCUGUGCGAACAUCCAUCGUGCACCUCUGGUUCCAGUCCAACAAUCUGCGAAAUGUGAGUUCGUCUGUGUUUGGAAACUUCCCUCAAUUGCAGCUUCUGGACUUCGCUCACAACCGCAUCGAAGAGAUAGAUCAUGAGGCUUUCCGUGAUUCUCGUCGCCUCCAGUUUGUAAACUUCCGCCACAACCACAUCGUGGACCUUCCAUCUUCCCUCUUCGAUAACCACAACCGUCUGCGUCAUUUUGAUGUUUCAUUCAAUCAGCUGCGUGGAAUUCCCGAUGGUUUCUUCAGCAACGCCCCUGUGGAAAUCUUCCGAGCGAGGCACAAUCGCAUGACCAAGUUCCCAGACAGCGCCCUGCAGAGGGCGUCUGACUCACUGAGGGAAAUUGACCUGGCCUACAAUGAAAUAACGUCGCUUACUGACUCCAUGCUGGGUCGCUUCGAUAACCUGGUAUCUUUGGAUGUUUCUCACAACCACAUCAAGAGCAUCGAGACGAGGGCAUUCAAGGGCACGUGGCGUCUCGUGAAUUUAGACGUUUCACAUAACCCCAUCAAGGAUAUUGAGGGCUUCACAUUUGACGGACUGCAAGAUUCUCUGAUGAACCUCAGCGUGGCUAAUACCACUCUCAGUUCUAUUCCUGAUUUCGAUCUGCCGCGUUUGAUGCAUCUGAACGUGUCCCAUAAUAUCCUCUCUUUCCUGCCUUCUGUUACCAUGGCCAACUUUUCGUCUAUAAGGGUAUUGGACAUCUCCUACAACGAGCUUCCAGUCCCCGCCAACAACGCCUGGCAGAUGAUACCCAGACUGCGAGAACUUUACAUGCAGAAGAAUCCUAUACGGUCCCUCACGAACACAUCCUUCACCGGUCUCGAGCGUCUGGAAGUCCUGGACAUCAGGGAUUUCCCCUUGCAGGUCUUUGAGGGUGGCUGUUUCACUACACUGACUUCCCUCCGGCGUCUCUACAUGACGACCCAUCCCCAGAUGCCCAAAUUCAACCUGGCCCGGGCACUCCACUACGUCCCGUCACUUACAGGGAUUAUUACGAUAACCCUUUCCCCCUGUUCACAGGUGGACGGAACGCUAAAUAAAGAACUGAUGAAUUACGAGUUACCCUACCGACUCUCCAACAUAACGCUGAUGGGACCGCGCAUGCGCAAGAUUUCUCCAAACGCCUUGCAGGAGCUGAGAUCAAGAGAACUGCAGCUGACGUUCUACAGGACCAAGAUGGAGGAGGUCCCGAGGGACGUCUUCAAGAAUUUAGGAAGAGUAAAGUACGUUGCUGUGGCGGCCCUCAACAAUUCCAUGACGAAACUGGGCGAGCCCUCGACCACGGGAUAUCCAGGAACUCCGCACACCGUGUUCCUCACGGAUCUCAGGAUGCAUAACAACAACUGGAAUUGUGAUUGUGGCAUUGGGUGGAUCGAAGGGUGGCUGAAGAAGUGGCGCCAGUCGGUGUGCGUGGACAAAGGCCGCCUGGACGAAUACCUCCGAUGUCAGGACACCGUCCACCGCCUCCGCCAAACCCCCUGUAGCAACAAGAAGAACAAGUCCAUCAUGGAGGCACUCAAGACGGACUUGGAGUGCGGGUCCGCUGCAGGGGCGGACUUGGCAUCGCCCUCGCCUCUACUGGCACUUCUCCUUGUGGCACUCCCUUUAUGGAUGACGGCGCCGUAACCACAUCAAGGCGCGCUAUGAUCGAUAGUACUCCUCCUCCUCCUCCUCCUCAGUCAUUCAACAUUUCUCAAUCCAGAAUGUCUCUCUCUCGACCCUCCCACCCUGCCCAGAACCUCGGCCGCCAUCUCGAGGUCGACAGGGAUGACCUCCUCGCCGAGAGAUACCGGAGAAGCAUUCGCGGGGAAGAGGUCGAGCCAGGUCACGACGAACUAGAUGAAGAUUUAGAUUCCAGCAGGCGUCCGUCUUGGAAGGUGUCUCCAAGACCAAAAUUAGACGCCCUUUCCAGAGGUAUUUUAAUCAACAAGAACAUGAGCGUUACUUUGCUGAAUCUCACGGGUGACGAUUUAAGAAUGGGAGAAGUUCUCAGGUCUGGAAAUGGGAAUUCCAGUUUGGAAAACGACUCACAAGGGAAACCAGUGGCAACCUCGAAUCAAAACAAGUUUCCGAAAAUAUUAUUUCCCACUGAGAAAAGGAAAGGAAAUGCGGUUCCUGACGAUUCGGGUAAUGGAAAGAUCAGGGGACGGGAAUCAGAUGGUGGUGCUUCAGGGGCUACUGUUGGCGAGGACCCAUCUAUAGCUGACGACAUACUUAGCGAAAACAACAAAGCAGAGUCGAACUGCGCCGACUUCCAGUACGACGUCGCCUGCGAGCGUUGGUGGUCAUUCGAUCAGAGGCACAUCGCGGUGUAUGAUAACGUUGAUAACAAUGACGAUGAUAUCGUUUUGUGUCCGACUUCGGACCCUACUUUACCUGAUCUUUAUCUUCCUCCUCCUCCUCCCAGGUUACCACCGCCACCGCCUCGCCCACCUUUCGCAGACUUUUCCAUUCUCUCGUCCCCUUCAAACUCCUGCUGGAAGCCCCCUUGUUCCUCCCUCGGACAUCCACCGUCUCUCGCUCCUCUCCCUUCUUCUCUCUUUCCCUCUCCCCCUCCGCCACCUCGUCUUCCACCUCCUCCUCCACUCCCUCCAUCUCCUUUCCUUCCUCCCCAUUAUUAUAAUUUCAGCUCAUGCGAGAGCGAGCAAAGAUAUCCAAUAUGUUUCCUUUGAACAUCCCAAAAGUUCUUUCCACGCUCAUGUUGUUUUUUGUCUGCUAGUUUGAUCAUACUCUUAUCGUUUUAUAAUUAUAGUUUCUAUAUUAACUGUUUGUUUAAACUUUAAACUGUCCAGCUUGGACUGGGCUUUUAAUUUUUUAUCAGUUUUAUCAGCAUUAGUGGUCCUUCCAACAAAAAUUGCAGUUUUUGAGAAAUCCAUCAUAGCUGCUAAAGAAAGACAUUCUGUUGCUGUCCGCCAUAAUAGCAUUCGCUUCAUGAAACUUUUUCAAAGAAAGCUGAGGGAGAGAGAGAGAGAGGGAAAUAGAAAGAAAUAUAAAUAAAAAGAUAUUAUUGCCAUAAUGUGAUCCCGUAGCUUACGUAUCGUAGCUUGUGAAGCCAGUAGCUUGUUCAAAGAGAAAACAAAAAAAUAAAAAAUAAAAAAAAAAAAGUCUUCCCGGAACCCCGUAUUUUCUUCCCAUUUUUUCUACCAGGGGAAGAUAUAGUAAGAACAACAUCCGGCAAUAAUCUACACGGCCGUCUUGAUAUAAUCGCCCGGCCGUUAUUUUCACGUGAUGUUUUUUCCUUUUAUUUUUUUUUCACGCUCGUCAUGUGGUUCUGCCAUGUUGGUGGGGCUCUCCCAUUGGGCGGGUUGAUUGAUUUGUUUUUUCUUUGAUGUGCCGUUUUCACUCAUCGUCAAGGGUAAGAGAAAGUGUUUUCGCAUUCAUCCAAACAAUCUAUCUUACUUUCUAUAGCAGGGGUUCCCAACCUGGGGUACAUGUAACCCCAGUGGUACAUUUGUACUCUUCCGGGGGUACAUUGGAUCUGAGCGAAUAGUCAGUGUCUGUGUUCCUUUUAUUUCCUCAUUUUAGUGAGCAAAGCUUUUAGUUUAAGUUGUAUCAAGAGUAGGGUGAAUACCAUUUAUUUUACACUUAUAAUGGAACCUCCCGCGGUUGGCAUCUGCCUUGAGUCACUCGGUCCUACUGACACUCACUAGCAAAAGUUGCGACAAUAUCACAACAUCAAUUUCAUUGUUUUUCUUUUCCAUCGUCAAUGUUUAGGGGUACACAGGAAUCUACAAAAAUUCCCAAAGGAUACAGAAGAACAAAAAGGUUGGGAACCCCUGUUCUAGAGAGAGCUGAAACUGAGCAUGUAUCAUGUUUUCAUUCCCAACUUCGUGAGUGAACCGGAAUCAUCUAAUAUUAUUAUUGUCGUUAUUUUUCAGAACUGGGUAUUGUUUCUAUUAAUACAAUGUUGUUUGUUGAGCUUCCGAAUGUAACGGUGAUUCGGAAACUUUCGAGAAAUGAAUCGAGUAUACCAAAAUUAGAAUAAAA
Molecule: messenger RNA, 6267 nt
Organism: Macrobrachium nipponense
Lineage: Eukaryota; Metazoa; Arthropoda; Malacostraca; Decapoda; Palaemonidae
Gene: chp
Product: chaoptin-like
Exons: 13
Coding region: 25-3906 (1293 amino acids)
Molecular function (GO): protein binding
Source: RefSeq, a predicted model, not a curated record